Onthophagus taurus is the source of this 1443-nucleotide messenger RNA. It is a transcript of the gene Tmx3, whose product is annotated as Thioredoxin-related transmembrane protein 3. Gene Ontology annotation, cellular component: endoplasmic reticulum. NCBI's taxonomy places the organism in Eukaryota, Metazoa, Arthropoda, Insecta, Coleoptera, Scarabaeidae. The record is from RefSeq and is a predicted model, not a curated record.
AAAUCGUUCAAUAACACUAUUACAAAAUGAUUAGUUAAAUUUUCCAAGAAAAUUAUGCUCACCAAUCGAAAAUUACCAAUAAAAUUGUUAUCAAAAACGAUUACUUAUCAAAGUUGUAUCCGCAUGUGAGUUUAUAACCUAAAAUUUAAGUUAAAAUGAAGUGGGUAAUCUUGUUUAUAUUCGUGUUAAUACGUUUUAAUUAUGCGUCCAAAGUAAUAGAACUCACAGACAAGUUCUUGGAGAUUCGCAAAGAUGGUAGCCCAUGGUUUUUAAUGUUUUACGCUCCCUGGUGUGGGCAUUGCAAGAGAAUUGAGCCUGUUUGGGGGCACGUCGCGCAAUCAUUACGAAAAACUAAUAUUCGCGUUGGUAAAGUUGAUUGUACAAGAUAUGCAAAUUUAGCUUCACAAUAUGCGGUUGCAGCAUAUCCAACUUUAAAAUUUGUAAAAGGCGAUGAAGAACACACCUAUAACGGUGAUAGAAAGAUGGAAGAUAUGGUUAAUUUCGCUUUGAGAAUGAAUGGGCCCCCAGUUCAAGAAUUAACUAAAUCGGAAAGCAUGAAUACAAUUAAAGGACAACACGAUUUGUUUUUUAUGUUCGUUGGGGAACAAGAAGGCAAUUUAUGGAAUGCUUAUCAUUCCGUUGCCACUCAUUUUCAACCUCACGGAUUUUUUUAUGCCGCGCCGAAAGAUGUAGCCAAACAACACGUGGAUUUAGAUGAAUUGCCGGCUGUUUUUGUUUAUAAAGAAAAUUUACAUCAUUUUUAUACCGUUGAAUCUGGAACAUUAAUAGACGAUGCAGAACAUUUAAAUACAACAAUGUAUAAAUGGAUUAAUGAAGAACGUUUCGAAACGUUUCCUAAAAUAACCAAAGGCAAUAUCAAUGAAUUAAUCCAAACUAAAAAGUAUAUAGUGAUAGCAGUUCUCCAAGAAAAUAGAUUAGAACAUAUCCCCCCUGAUAUGUUGGAAUUUCGAGAUAUGGUUGAAAGCGUAAUUCGCAAAAAACGCGAUAAAUACCACAAAGACUUUCAAUUUGGUUGGGUUGCCACUCCCGAUAUCGCUAAUAGCAUUGCCAUGAUGAUUCUUCCUGUUCCAAGCGUCAUCGUGCUUAAUUCAACGACUUAUCAUCAUUAUAUCCCGGAUGAUGAUCCUCUACAUUUAACUGUUGAAGCCUUAGAUUUGUUUUUGGAGGGUGUCCGCAACCAAAGCGUGCCUGCUUAUGGAGGAAACGGAAUCUUUGUUAAAUUGUAUAAGAUUUAUUUUGAGGCGAAGACCACAUUAGCUGAAUUAUGGAAGGGAAACGCCGUUUUGACAGUUGUUAUUUUUGGGUUACCUCUAACGUUCCUUUCUCUUAUUGUUUAUAAUAUUUGUUGUGCUGAUAUCUUGGAUGCUGAUGAGGAAGAGGAAGAAACUCAUGAGAAGAAAGAUUAAUUUUAUUAAUUUCUAG